Messenger RNA from Bipolaris sorokiniana ND90Pr, 222 nucleotides. RefSeq lists its product as uncharacterized. The transcript has 2 exons. NCBI's taxonomy places the organism in Eukaryota, Fungi, Ascomycota, Dothideomycetes, Pleosporales, Pleosporaceae. The record is from RefSeq and is a predicted model, not a curated record. The annotation marks the transcript as partial.
CAGGCACCAACCGCUUCAGGGAGAGACCAAUCGAUAGCCGACCGAACCACUCGUUGCUGUCGUGAUAAUAGAGGAACUAUGAUUAAUACGGUUAAUUUCUGGAAUCGCGGCAACUUCUACUGCCGUGUCCCGAACUCUGUUACUCCGGCCGAUUGGGAUCAGAAUUGCUGCCGUAAGUGGUAUGGAAGUGGGACUUACGGAUUUUGCAAUCAAUCAACUUGA